Molecule: messenger RNA, 5645 nt
Organism: Merops nubicus (carmine bee-eater)
Lineage: Eukaryota; Metazoa; Chordata; Aves; Coraciiformes; Meropidae
Gene: ADAMTS20
Product: ADAM metallopeptidase with thrombospondin type 1 motif, 20
Biological process (GO): extracellular matrix organization; proteolysis
Cellular component (GO): extracellular matrix
Molecular function (GO): zinc ion binding; metalloendopeptidase activity
Source: RefSeq, a predicted model, not a curated record
AGACCUUAGUGAAGCAGCUGUCUUCCUAUGAAAUCGUCACACCUGUCCGAGUGAAUGAAUUUGGAGAAGUUUUCCCUCACACGCAUCACUUCAGCAGGUGAAAAAGGAUUGGCGAGGACAAAAACUUCCGAACGCAUUACCGGCUUAGCGCCUACGGGCAGGUCUUCCGGCUCAACCUGAGCGCCGAUGCCGGCUUCGUCGCUGCUCAGUACGCUGUGGUGCACGUCGGGGCCCCGCAGAAGCAGACCUCCCCUGAUCUGCGCCACUGCUUCUACCGUGGGCAUGUCAAUGCGCAGGAGACGCACAUGGCCGUCUUCAGCAUCUGCGGUGGCUUGAUGGGCACCUUUAAGGCACACGAUGGUGAAUAUUUUUUAGAACCUCUGAUGAAAGCAGAUGGAGGUGAACAUGAAGAUGAGCAUAACAAACCACAUCUUAUAUACAGGCAUGAAGAACUUAAAAAAAACUUUCAGAAAUCUGAUAAACUGUGUGAAGUUUCAGAUAAAGAGGUGAAGAGCACUUUACUACACCCAGUCUUCAGCAGUUUAAAUCAAGAGAGCAAUGUUUUACAGAAGUCUCCCAGUUUAAAGUACGCUUUAAAUAACUUGUCUACAGAGGAUGCUGGCAAUCCACAUUCCAGGAAAAAACGUUUUCUUUCCUAUCCAAGAUAUGUAGAAGUGAUGGUUACAGCUGACAACAAAAUGGUUCGUCACCAUGGGCAGAAUUUGCAGCACUACAUAUUAACACUGAUGUCAAUAGUUGCAGCAAUCUAUAAAGAUUCAAGUAUUGGAAAUCUUAUAAAUAUAGUUAUUGUAAAAUUAAUUGUAAUUCACAAUGAACAGGAAGGACCAGCUAUCACUUUUAAUGCCGCUACCACUCUUCGUAAUUUUUGCUUAUGGCAGCAAGCACAGAACACUUUGGAUGAUGCUCACCCUUCUCAUCAUGAUACUGCUGUUCUUAUUACUAGGGAAGAUAUCUGCAGAGCUAGAGAGAAGUGUGAUACACUUGGUUUAGCAGAGCUAGGGACAAUGUGUGACCCACUGCGCAGCUGUUCUAUAAGUGAAGAAAAUGGGCUGAGUGCCGCUUUUACCAUAGCGCAUGAGCUUGGACACGUAUUUAAUGUGCCUCAUGAUGACAGUUUUAAAUGUAAAGAAGCUGGAAUUAAACAUCAAUACCAUGUGAUGGCUCCAACUUUAAAUUACCAUACAAGUCCAUGGACCUGGUCAAAAUGCAGUCAAAAAUACAUCACUGAAUUUCUUGAUACGGGCUAUGGUGAAUGCCUCCUAGACAAACCUAGUGGAAGAAUAUAUGAUCUUUCUUCUCAGCUGCCUGGGUCAAUGUAUGAUGUCAACAAGCAGUGUGAACUUAUGUUUGGUCUUGGCUCACAAGUGUGCCCGUAUCUGAAACAAUGCAAACGCUUAUGGUGCACAAGCACAGAAGGUGUUCACAAGGGUUGCCGUACUCAGCACAUGCCUUUGGCUGAUGGAACAGCUUGUGGUGUGGGAAUGCACUGCCGCCAUGGAAUUUGCGUGAGCAGAGACAUGGAGAUGCGUCCUGUAGAUGGAGAAUGGGGACCAUGGGGACCUUAUAGCUCAUGUUCAAGAACUUGCGGAGGUGGAAUCAAGAGCACCACCAGGCUGUGUAAUAGACCAGAACCAAGAAAUGGAGGGAAGUACUGUGUUGGCCGCAGGAUGAAAUUUCGGUCCUGUAAUACUGAUUCAUGUCCAAAAGGCAGAAAAGAUUUCCGUGAGCAACAGUGCUCUGAGUUUGAUGGCAAACACUUCAAUAUCAAUGGUCUUACAUCUGCUGUCCGUUGGGUUCCAAAAUACAGUGGUAUUUCUAUGAAAGAUCGCUGUAAGCUUUUUUGCCGAGUUUCUGGAACAACUUCCUACUAUCAGCUGAAGGACAGAGUUGCUGAUGGUACUCCCUGUGGAGCAGAAACCAAUGACCUUUGUGUUCAAGGCUUAUGCAGGCAAGCAGGCUGUGAUCAUGUUUUGAAUUCCAAGGCAAGGAGAGACAAAUGUGGAAUCUGUGGUGGUGAUAAUUCUUCAUGUAAAACACUUGCAGGUACUUUCAACAGUGCUCGUUAUGGUUACAAUGUUGUAGUAAAUAUUCCCAAAGGAGCAACAAACAUUGAUAUUCAGCAGCACAGCUACUCAGGGAAACCGGAAGAUGACAACUACCUUGCUUUAUCUGAUAUUCAUGGAAAUUUUAUCUUGAAUGGAAAUUUUGUUGUAAGCAUGUCAAAAAGAGAAAUCAAUAUACAAGGAGCCAUUUUUGAGUACAGUGGUUCAAACAAUACGAUAGAGCGAAUUAACGGCACCGAUCGAAUUGAAGAAGAGCUAACCUUACAGGUGUUUUGUGUGUAGGGAAAAAAUUUAUACACCCCUGAUGUGCGUUACACAUUCAAUGUCCCAAUAGAAGGUGGAAGCGAUCUGUUUAUGUGGGAUCCUUAUGGACCCUGGCAAGACUGCAGCAGGAUGUGCCAAGGUAUCCGAAGAAGAAGAAUGACAUGCAUACGUAAAAGUGAUCAUGUGGUAGUGUCUGAUCAAAGAUGUGAACUUAUACCCACUGUACCAGCUGUCUUUGAGGAGUGCAAUACAGAGUGUGAAUUAAGGUGGCACAAUGUUGGCAAAAGUGACUGCACAUCAAAGUGUGGCCCAGGGUAUCGAUCGCUAGAGAUCCACUGCAUGAAGUACUCUAUUCCAAAGGGACUCAGUGCUCCAGUGGAUGAUAAGUACUGUGCUGAUCAGCAGAAACCACCAACCAGAGAGCCCUGCCAUGGUGACUGUAUGUUGACAAGCUGGCACUACACAGAAUGGUCAGAGUGUUCCAGGAGCUGUGAAAGAGGCAUCAGAACCAGAGAAGCUUUUUGUAUGAACAAUUUGGGUCGUCAUCUUCCUGAUAGAGAAUGCCAGGAAUUUCCCAGAGUUGUAACACAGAGUUGCAAUGAGUUCUCAUGUCCAAGCUGGUCUGUUAGUGAGUGGAGUGAGUGCCCUGUGACAUGUGGCAAAGGAAUGAAGCAUCGCCAAGUAUGGUGCCAAUUUAAUGAUGAACAACUAAGGGAUGAUUUCUGUAAUCCAAAUGAUAGACCAGAAUCAAUAACAUCGUGUGAGCUUCAUGAAUGUGCAGCUUGGGAAGUGGGGCCUUGGGGAUCAUGUGCUGUAACAUGUGGACGUGGAUACCAGAUGCGUGCAGUCAAAUGUGUUACUGUGACAUACAGAGUAAUUUUGGAUGAUGACAGGGAAUGUAAUGCUGCUACUCGUCCUAGAGAUAACCAAGAAUGUGAAUUGCCCUCUUGUCCAGAAACUACAAAACUAUGGACAACAUCAGUUCCUCUGGUUCAUGUGGGGAAGGUGACCCAAUGGAGAUACGGAUCAUGGACCCCAUGUUCUGCAUCCUGUGGGAAGGGCGAUCGUGCUCGCUACGUGAGCUGUAGAGAUGCUCAUGGAGGAAUAGCAGAUGAAUCCUUCUGUGCUCAUUUACCACGACCAGCUGAAGUUUCAAGCUGCUUUAGCCCGUGUGGAGAGUGGCAAGUUGGAAAUUGGUCCCCUUGCACAGUUACGUGUGAUAGUGGAGUAGUAACAAGACAAGUUAUCUGUGUCAACUAUCAUCAACAAAUCAACGAGAAUUACUGUGAUCCUGAAGGCCGACCUUCUGAGGAACGAGAAUGUAACAUGCCACCCUGUCCACCAGUUUACCAUCAUAUUCCGAAAAUCCAUGACCAUCCAAGCCAAUUCCCAGAAAUAGGUUACCUUCCCAUACACCACCCACAAGACAAUAUGAACCAAUGGAACCGUCCAUCUGUGGGAGGAUAUCAGUGGAGAACUGGACCCUGGGGAGCAUGCUCUAGUACUUGUGCAGGUGGAUUUCACCGUCGAGUUGUAGUAUGUCAAGAUGAGGAAGGAAGAAGUGCUAGUUAUUGUGAUGAGGCCACAAAACCUCCAGAGUCAAGACACUGUGAUUCUGGACCCUGCCCACGGUGGAACUAUGGGAACUGGGGAGAAUGUACUCAAACUUGUGGAGAUGGAAUAAAGACAAGAUUGGUGAUUUGUCAGCUUCCUACUGGCCAAAUGUUGGGUGAUCAAAACUGUGAGAUUCUAGACAAGCCACCUAAUAUGGCCCAGUGUAAUGUGCAUUCUUGCCCUGGUGAUGUUUCAUGGCAUCGGGGACCGUGGAAAUCGUGUUCUGUUUCCUGUGGAAAAGGUUUGAAGUUCCGUGAUGUGCACUGUAUUAAUAGCUUCCAGGCUAAAAUGGAGGAAGGAAACUGCAGACAUUUAAAAAAACCAAGGAUGUACAAAACAUGUCGAGCUGGAAGAUGCCCUGCUUGGGAGGUCAGCAGAUGGAAUGAGUGUUCCGUAUCCUGUGGAGUAGGAAUUCAGCAAAGGGACAUCUCCUGUCAGCUGAAGGGCCUGGGACAAGUGAGUGAAGCAAUGUGUAAUCCUGAUACUCGGCCCACUGCCAAGAGGCAUUGCUGGCUGCCUGCCUGCCUGCAGUACCACUGGCUGGCAGAUGAAUGGGAAGAUUGCUCAGCAUCAUAUAGAAAAAAGGAAGUUUACCGCAAGGUUAAGUGUGUGGAUGAAACCCAGCUCCAAGUGGAUGAAAGGUUCUGUGAUCCUGACACAAAGCCUCCAUCAACUAAAAACUGCUGGAUACCUCCCUCUAAAUAUGUUGUGCUCACAAAAGAACUGUCACAGUGCUCAGCCAGCUGUGGGUUUGGUUACCAGCAGAGGAUCACGUAUUGUGUUGGAAUCCAUUCUGUUAAAAAUCAGCGUGCCCGUGGCCUUCGAACUGUAACGUACCAAGAGUGCCCAGUAGAGCCAUCCCCGUACAUUAACAGAUGUAACGUUGAAGGAUGUGCACAUGCUGCUACCUGGAGAGUGGGGAGGUGGACCAAAUGCUCAGUGUCUUGUGGAGUGGGGGUAAAGGAGAGAACCGUGGAAUGUAUGACUGAAAAUGGUUUAUCCAGUGACUUGUGCCUGCCACAUUUAAAACCAGAUGCCAGAAAGAUCUGCCGUGAGGAAGAAUGUGAAAUUUUUACCAACUGCAAAGAUAUCCAGAUGAAAAAAAGGAUUAGAAAGGAUGGUGAAUACCUACUUAACCUUAAGGGAAGGAUGAUAAAGAUUUAUUGCUCAGGCAUGCACUUAGAGAAUCCCAAAGAAUAUCUGACAUUGGUAAAAGGUGAAGCAGACAACUUUUCUGAAGUAUAUGGAUUCAGGCUGCAGAAUCCAUAUGAAUGCCCUUUCAAUGGAAGCAGAAGGCAAGACUGUGCCUGUCGAAAUGAUUACCUUGCAGCCGGAUUCACAGUUUUUAGCAAAAUAAGACUUGAUGUGGCUUCCAUGCAAAUUAAAACCACAGAUUUUCUUUUUGCCCAGACUAUACUUGGGAGAGCAGUUCCAUUUGCUACAGCUGGAGAUUGUUACAGUGCUGCCAGAUGUCCACAGGGGCAGUUCAGCAUUAAUUUGGCUGGUACAGGUCUGAGGCUAUCCAGUACAGUUAAGUGGAUUGCUCAGGGGAACUAUGCAGUUGCUGACAUACACAAAUCCCAUGAUGGUACUAAAAUAUAUGGAAGAUGUGGAGGAUUUUGUGGAAAAUGUAUUCCUAACACAAUUAUUGGUCUCCAACUUCAAAUACAGGGAGAACUCUGA